This is a messenger RNA of Acanthosepion pharaonis, 759 nucleotides long. The record is from the annotation of a GenBank genome assembly. NCBI's taxonomy places the organism in Eukaryota, Metazoa, Mollusca, Cephalopoda, Sepiida, Sepiidae.
AUGUAUGUGGGUCUAUGCGUCCGGAUCCCCUUGUUAUGCGUCCGUAUUCUUGCAUUUGUGUCUAUACGGUUAAUAUAUGUGAUUCUAUACGUCCGGAUCCCCUGUUAUGUAUGCGGACCUAUGCGUCCGUAUUCUUGUCUUAUGUAUGUGGGUCUAUGCAUCCGUAUCCCCUUGUUAUGCAUUUGUGUCUAUACGGUUAAUAUAUGUGAUUCUAUACGUCCGGAUCCCUGUUAUGUAUGCGGACCUAUGCGUCCGUAUUCUUGUCUUAUGUAUGUGGGUCUAUGCAUCCGUAUCCCCUUGUUAUGCAUUUGUGUCUAUACGGUUAAUAUAUGUGAUUCUAUACGUCCGGAUCCCUGUUAUGUAUGUGGACCUAUGCGUCCGUAUUCUUGUCUUAUGUAUGUGGGUCUAUGCAUCCGGAUCCCCUUGUUAUGCAUUUGUGUCUAUACGGUUAAUAUAUGUGAUUCUAUGCGUCCGGAUCCCUGUUAUGUAUGCGGACCUAUGCGUCCGUAUUCUUGUCUUAUGUAUGUGGGUCUAUGCAUCCGUAUCCCUUGUUAUGCAUUUGUGUCUAUACGGUUAAUAUAUGUGAUUCUAUACGUCCGGAUCCCUGUUAUGUAUGCGGAAUUCUUGUCUAUGCGUCCGUAUUCAUUUUCCUAUCUUAUGUGUAUGUCCGGAUCCCUGGUAUGCGGACCUAUGCGUCCGUAUUCUUGUCUUAUGUAUGUGGGUAUCCCCCUUGUUAUGCAUUUGUGUCUAUACGGUUAA